AUGAGGAAACUCUGUCACUGGCGAAGAAGCCGAUCAGCAACUCCUAUCCAGCAACGAGAAACAGAGAGUGAACCCGCAAAUCUCAACCUUGCACCGUCGGUUGGGCAAUCCAGCUCUCUCGAACAGACUUCGGCGCUUCUAUUUCCAGACGGUGUCGAGGUCUUAAUCAACCCCCCGGAUGCCGACGUCGACAUCUGUUUCGUUCAUGGUUUGACAGGCAACCGCACCAGCACCUGGACGGCACGUGGGCAACCUGCACCUUGGCCGAAGACGCUCCUUCCAUCCGAACUACCCAAAGCCUGCAUACUCACGUAUGGGUACAAUGCAUAUGUAGUGUCAAAGUCGGUAGCAUCUUCCCAUAGACUCAUCAAUCAUGCCAUGAAUCUUCUUACCGAUCUCACAAACGACCGUCGACGUCGCAACGCCUCGGGCCGUCCCCUCAUCUUCGUCGCCCAUGGCCUAGGCGGCCUUAUCUGCAAAGAAGCCAUUCUGCUCUCUCACAAUAACCCGAACCGCUCCCGUCAAGACUUCUUCACGCAAAUCAAGGGCGUCGUCUUCAUGGGCACACCCCACAAGGGCUCGUGGAUUGCGAAUUGGUCCAGAAUACCUGCCACGGCUCUUGGGCUGGUCAAGUCUACCAACAAAUCACUUCUCGAGGUGCUGGAAACCAACAGCCAAUAUCUAGAGUCAAUCCAUGGCAGAUUCAUAUCCAUGAUGCGGGAGCAACGUGAGGCGGGAAGGCAACUCGAGGUCGCUUGCUUCUUCGAGGAGCUACCUCUGUCUACAGUUGGCAAAGUUGUGUCAAAGGAAUCAGCCACAUUCGAGGGCUACGAUCCAAUCACUAUCCAUGCAAAUCAUAGAGAUAUGGUUAAGUUUGGGUCUGUGGAAGAGAAUGGUUUCAAAAGAGUCGUCGGAGAACUCACAGCAUGGAAACCGGAAACCGGUCUAGCAACACUCCAACCAGAGAGCAGCGCUCGGAUGGGUAACUGCUCUGUGAGGCGAAAGCAUUCAACGACUGAGCCUAGGUCGCAUUAUCUGCCAUUCUCGAGAAACAAGAACUUCGUAGGACGCGAAGGCGUCAUCGCUGAGCUUCAGCGACUUCUUUUUACCGAUCUCGAUAGCCGACGAGCCGCACUUAUUGGGUUGGGCGGUGUAGGCAAGACCCAGGUCGCCCUUCAACUUGCACAUCUUGUGAAGAAUGACAGCCCAAGUCACCAGCACUGCUCCGUCAUCUGGAUGCCAGCACUGAGCAUGGCAAGUUUUGAGCAAGCCUGUACUAGAAUGGCCAAUGUAUUAGGCAUUGAGCGUGGUGGCGGGGAGGAUCCAAAAGAAACAUUCCGGGAUUACCUAAGCUCAGAAGAGGCGGGAAAGUGGUUUCUUAUCAUCGACAAUGCCGACAACAUAGAGACUCUACAUGGGAAGGCUCAGGGGUCAGGAGGAAUCGUCGAGUUCGUUCCAGAUUGUGAGCACGGAUAUGUUUUAUUCACGACGCGAUCCCGUGAAGUCGCCGAUAGCGUUGCGCAGACGAAUGUCCUUCGGCUAUCUGGGAUGGACGAGCGGGAUGCUAGAGCCCUCCUUCGCAGUUCUUUAAUUGAGAAAGAUCAAAUGCAGAAUACCGUUCUGGUCGACAAGCUGCUGCGUACGCUCGCGUACCUACCGCUCGCAAUCACGCAAGCAUCGGCAUACAUGAGAAUCAACCAACUCGCAAUCGAGGAGUAUCUCCAGCUACUUCAAAACACAUCCCAGGAUAUGGCGGAAUUGCUAAGCGUUGGAUUCCGCGAUGGCACACACUACGGAAGCGCCCAAGGUGCAGUUGUGACAACCUGGAUUGUGUCCUUCAACCAAAUCCGCGCUCUACAUGGAGAGGCCGAGAAGCUGCUUUCAUUCUCAGCUUGUAUAGAGCCGAAAGCGAUACCUCAGACCUUACUGCCCCGUUUUGGCUCUGAACAAAGCAUGGCACGCGCUAUCGGCACACUGUGCGGGUAUAGCUUCUUGAGUAAACGAGGAGAUGGUGACACGUUCGAUAUGCAUAGUCUCGUACAUCUGGCAACGCAACUAUGGAACAAAGACGAGGGAUAUGAAGACGAAAUACGUCAAACCACAUUGGCACGUGUUGCUGAGGCAUUUCCAGACGAUGAUUGGGAAAAUCGUGAAGUGUGGAGGCAGUAUCUGCCGCAUGCGCUCAGGCUCCUUGACAAUGCGGAUUGUGUCGAGAGCGACGACGGAUGUAAGCUGGGAUACUGGGUUAGCAGAUGUUUACACGUAGAUGGCCGUGUAGGACAGGCAGUAGAGCUGCUAGAGCGUGUGGUUGCAGUUCAGGAGACGACACUGGCAGAGGAUCACCCAGAUCUACUGGCAUCACAGCACGAGCUCGCAAGAACAUAUCAAGUCAACGACCAGAUCAAAAAGGCAGUAGAACUUCUAGAGCAUGUGGUUGCAGUUCAGGAGACGUCAUUGGCAGAGGAUCACCCAGAUCGACUGACAUCACAGCACGAGCUCGCAAGAACAUAUAGAGCCAAUGGCCAGAUCAAAAAGGCAGUAGAGCUGCUAGAGCAUGUGGUUGCAGUUAAAGAGACGACAUUGACAGAGGAUCACCCAUCACGACUAGCAUCACAGCACGAGCUCGCAAGGACAUACAGAGCCAAUGGCCAGAUCAAAAAGGCAGUAGGACUGCUAGAGCAUGUGGUUGCAGUUCAGGAGACGACAUUGACAGAGGAUCACCCAUCACGACUAGCAUCACAGCACGUACUUGCAGGAGCAUAUCAAGCCAAUGGCCAGAUCAAAAGGCAGUAG
Fusarium poae is the source of this 2793-nucleotide messenger RNA. RefSeq lists its product as uncharacterized. Gene Ontology annotation, molecular function: protein binding. The record is from RefSeq and is a predicted model, not a curated record. The transcript is spliced from 3 exons. NCBI's taxonomy places the organism in Eukaryota, Fungi, Ascomycota, Sordariomycetes, Hypocreales, Nectriaceae. The coding region runs from base 1 to 2793 and encodes 930 amino acids.